CCUGUGUGUUACCUUUUCCUGUUUCUCUCCUCUGAGGACAGGCCCAGCAACCACACGCGCAUUUCUGGCAAUCCAUUUGUCCACUCGUCUCACACCAUACACAAUCACACACUCAACACACCUUCACCUUGUCAUCAUCCACAGCUCGUCUGCUCCUCCGCCUCCUCGAUGCGGCCCUUGACACCGCCCUGCGCAAUUACAUGCGGCUCACCACCACCACUCCAUCGACUGCAGAUGCUAUAGCAGCAUAUAAGUCCGGGGUGUCCGGCCUCCUUACCUCUGCCCUCGACAACGAUGUGCUUCUCGAUUGUACGCCGUGCCGAUUUCGACGCCGCGCUCAUUGCUCGUCUGGACAACGCCCUGGAUGACAGGAUGCGUUGGGCGUUCGCGUUCGACGAAAAUCAACGCGAGAGAGUGCGCUUGCUGAGGGAGACACUCAACACGCACGUCGAGCACUACAGGGCGAUGUGGCGGCGGGAGAUGAUCAGGAACAUUGUCCAGAUCCGGUCGGAUGCGUGGCUGGCGCGUGCUAGGGUCAUCAUCGAGGCUGCCGACAGCGACGAUGACAAUGCCGCAGAAGGUGCUGAGCCAGACGGCGCUGUUAUGGCCGAGGGGAGGCGGAAACGCAAGCGCGAAGACAGUGAGAAUGAGAGCGAGGUUGGCAACGAAGAGGAAGCCGACGAGGAGAGCGAGGAUGUGGAUGAGGUUGAGGAUGAAGAUCAGGAUGAGGAGGAUGAGGCCAAGGAGGUCGACGACCCAUAUGACGAGUCAGAUGAUGACGAAGAUUGUAUCAUGGUCGGCAUGUACAACGGCGGUCAAGGGGUCUCGCCACAAGACCUCGUUCCUUCGACAUCUGCGAAUGAGCCAUGGGUUUAG
Exophiala xenobiotica is the source of this 876-nucleotide messenger RNA. RefSeq lists its product as uncharacterized. Lineage: Eukaryota; Fungi; Ascomycota; Eurotiomycetes; Chaetothyriales; Herpotrichiellaceae. The coding region runs from base 295 to 876 and encodes 193 amino acids. The record is from RefSeq and is a predicted model, not a curated record. The transcript is spliced from 2 exons.